Messenger RNA from Lingula anatina, 662 nucleotides. RefSeq names its product zonadhesin-like. The record is from RefSeq and is a predicted model, not a curated record. NCBI's taxonomy places the organism in Eukaryota, Metazoa, Brachiopoda, Lingulata, Lingulida, Lingulidae.
UAUGCGCACUUACAGCCUACUCUAUUUAAUCUGAAAUACAUCGCAUUUUUUGUCAGACUUAAGGUUUCAGUUGUCGGGUGUGAACAUCAGACCGAGGACUGAACAUCGUAAAAAUGAGAUACUGUAAUGUUCUUGCAUUGGCUUUCAUCGUCCUUUUUGGGAUCAAAGCAGAUGCAAAAGUGCCCCCAGAAUGCUUGUGUAGCCUUCACGGUAUACUCGGCGGGACUAUGUACACGUCCUGUGAUGAGGCACAUAUCACCUUUUCAGGCUCGUGCACGUAUUCUCUGAUGAAGACAUGCAACGACACUUCUGACGACAUGAUCUACAAGCCACCUUUCAAAGUUGAAGUAAAGAACGAUUACAAAACCGAAAACGACAACCAAAACACCUUUGUUCGUGAAAUAAGCGUUUCAUUUCGUGACAACAGCAUAACAUUUGACUCCAAGGGGGGAUUUAUGGUUAACAACAACCAAGCGGCAACAGACUAUAUUGGAGACGGGUUUACUGUGACUCGUUUGGAACUGGCAGAAUUUGAUGUGAUAGAGCUCAAUACAGAUUUUAGUCUGAAAAUUCUUAUUCACACGAACAGUCCAACGCAUAGAAUUCGAGUCAAAGUGGGACGGUAAGUAAUAUAUAUAUAUAUAUAUAUAUAUAUAUAUAUA